ACCACAACCACAACCACAACACAACCACAUUGCGACAUUCCAUUUGCCGCUUUACACUUUAUAUUUGACAAAUUCCCAACAACAACAGCAACAGAAAAAACAUCAUGUCGGACAAGGCCACACUUAUUGAAUUCGGCUUCACUGAGCUGCGCGCCGAAAAGGCACUGAGAGCUACCAGUAACAGUGGGCUCCAACAGGCACUCGAUUGGCUGGAGGCGCACAGCAACGAUGCAGACAUCGACGACCCCAUCAGCGAAUCCUCCGCUCCUCCUCCGCCCCUCUUUCAGCAGCAACAGAGGUGCACCGACUGUGGCAAGCAAUUUGCCACCCCAGAGCUUGCCCAAUACCACGCGACGAAAUCGGGACACGCCAAUUUCGCCGAAAGCACCGAAGCUGUCAAACCCCUGAGCGAAGCAGAGAAACAGGAGAAACUCCAAGAGGUGCAGCGCAAGAUUGCAGCUAAAAGGGCGCAGCGCGAAGAAGAGGCAAGGGCGGAGCAGAAGCAGGGAGAGCUGAUUCGGAGAAAGGCCGGCCAGGAUAUGACUGAGGCGUGGAGCGCAUGA
Molecule: messenger RNA, 563 nt
Organism: Kickxella alabastrina
Lineage: Eukaryota; Fungi; Kickxellomycota; Kickxellomycetes; Kickxellales; Kickxellaceae
Exons: 3
Coding region: 105-563 (152 amino acids)
Molecular function (GO): protein binding
Source: RefSeq, a predicted model, not a curated record